This is a messenger RNA of Gastrolobium bilobum, 2607 nucleotides long. RefSeq names its product phosphatidylinositol/phosphatidylcholine transfer protein SFH13-like. The coding region runs from base 325 to 2175 and encodes 616 amino acids. The transcript has 16 exons. The record is from RefSeq and is a predicted model, not a curated record. NCBI's taxonomy places the organism in Eukaryota, Viridiplantae, Streptophyta, Magnoliopsida, Fabales, Fabaceae.
GAAGAAUAUGUGAAGAAAGAAAGGAGAGAUAUAGAAGAGGGAUCUAUAGAGUUCUCUUCCUCUUCCUCUCUUCUUCUAUGUUUCCAUUCACAAACUCAUAAGUUAGUAAUAUUCGUUUCGUUUGCUUUGGGAUGCUUUCUGUUCUGUACGACCGACGCAGCAAUUGUUUCGUUCAUUGAAGGUCGAAACUUUCAUUUUGCUCUUACCCAAGCCGUUUUGGAAUCUAGUCUCUGGAGCAGUAAUUUAUGACGGAGUUUGCUGUGAAUUUGAUUCACUGAUUCAACAGUUAGGAUAAACUGUAAUUCGGUUUUCUUUUGGACUAACAUGUCAGGAUUUGAAGGGCAAUGUAGUAAUGAUGAGAUUAGGGAGAGAAGAUCAGAUGUUGAGAACUCUGAAGAUGAGAGGCUGAGAAGGUUUAAAAUUGGAACACUCAAGAAGAAGGCUAUGAAUGCUUCUUCAAGAUUCACACAUUCCCUUAAGAAAAGAGGGAAAAAGAAAAUUGAUUAUAGGGUUCCAUCAGUGUCAAUUGAGGAUGUUAGAGAUGCACAAGAGGAGACUGCAGUCCAUGAAUUGCGCCAUAAGCUUAUUGAAAGGGGAUCUUUACCUCCCAGGCAUGAUGAAUAUCACACAUUGUUAAGGUUUCUUAAAGCUAGGGAUUUUAACAUUGAGAAGACAAUUAAAUUAUGGGAAGAAAUGCUUGCGUGGCGAAAAGAAUAUGGAACUGAUACCAUCCUUGAGGAUUUUGAAUUUGAAGAACUGGAAGAAGUAUUGCAGUAUUAUCCUCAAGGAUACCAUGGAGUUGAUAAGGAAGGUAGGCCAGUUUACAUUGAAAGGCUUGGGAAAGCUCAUCCAAGCCGCCUGAUGCACAUCACCACAAUAGAUCGAUAUUUGAAAUACCAUGUCCAGGAGUUUGAGAGGACUCUGCUGGAGAAAUUUCCAGCAUGUUCCAUUGCAGCAAAGAGACAGAUUUCUUCAACAACAACAAUACUGGAUGUGCAGGGCUUGGGAAUGAAAAAUUUCACGCGUACUGCUGCAAAUAUCUUGGCUUCUAUGACAAAAAUAGAUAGCAAUUACUAUCCUGAGACAUUACAUCAAAUGUAUAUUGUUAAUGCUGGUCCUGGCUUUAAGAAGAUGCUUUGGCCCGCAGCUCAGAAGUUUCUUGAUCCCAAAACUGUUGCCAAGAUACAGAUUCUUGACCCUAAGUCUUUAUAUAAAUUACUGGAAGUCAUUGACUCUAGUCAGUUGCCAGACUUUCUGGGUGGUUCAUGUACUUGUACCGCAGAAGGUGGAUGUCUUAGGUCUAACAAGGGUCCAUGGAAUGAUCCUGAUAUCAUAAAGCUGGUACAUAAUGCGGAGUCAACAUUUGUGAGGCAAGUAACCAGAGUGUCCAAUGAAAAACAGAAUUUCGACUUUUUUCAUAUACACUCACUAAAGGGACGAUGCAAUGAUACAUCAACUGCAGAAUCAGGGUCUAAUAUUAUUGAUUACUCCUUUCCCACCAGACAAAGGAGCUGUACUUAUCCUCAUUUAGCCCCAGUUCAUGAAGAAGUUAGGCUACCAGAUCUCAAUGGCUACUACAGUUGUGAUGAUAGUGCUCUAGCAGUCGAGAAAGUGAACGAAAGUGAUCAAUUUCACCUUACUCGUGAGCAGUCAUUGCAAACUAAUGAUAUGGGGAUUAUUGUUUGUAGGACGAAUUCAGAAGUCAGCAAUUGGUUCAGCAUUGUUAAGGAAAAAAUAGAGAAAAUGAAUUCCUUAUAUGUGGCAAGAGUGCUGACUUCUUUCAUGGAAAGACUAGUUGCAUUUUUCCGCAGUUUAAGAUUUGAAUUUUGGAGAACACAGAACAAUGAUCACCCUUCAAUUACCGGGGAAUGUAACUUCAACAACCAUCCAGCAGUUGUUGAAGCAACCUCUGAAAGAGAUCAUAUUCUUCCAUGUGCACAACGUCUUCAGAGACUAGAAAAAUUAUUUGAGGAACUUAAUAACAAACCUGAUGGUAUGCCUAUGGAGAAGGAGCAAAUGCUUAUGGAUUCCUUGGAUAGGAUUAAGUCUGUUGAGUUUGACCUUGAAAAGACAAAGAGGGUACUACACGAUGCAGUGAAACAGCAGCUUGAGAUUGCUGAGUUGAUGGAGAACUUGCAGAAGUCAAAAUGUCGACAAAGAAGGCUAUUCUGUUGAAUCAUCUAAGUUUCAGCAACAGGAGUCCUUGGCACCACAGAAGAAUAUUUUAAUCAAAUAGCAGACUUCAUGCAAAUUCACAUGUAGAUUGAACCCGAGGAAUCCUGAGUAGAGGCGUGGGGAAUUGGGAUGGUACACAGUCCACUUUUUUUUUUUUUUUAUAAAUAUAUAAUGUGGAUUUCAUCUUAAAUGUUUUUUUUUUUUUUUCUCAUUUUUCAUAGUAAAUAGGUGACAAAAUUUGUAGUUUUGUAUGGACGAGAUGUUCUAUUCCGUUUUAGAUAGUGUAGAGAAUAGAAAGAUAAUAGAAAAGGUUACAGUGCAGAAAGUUUAAUCAAUCGCUCCUUUGUGUUGGGCGUAAAGGUUUUUGAAAAAUGUUUGUCAGACAUUGGAAUAAUUAAUCACCAUAUGGUGUGUGACAAUAGUCUAUUUUCU